Fonsecaea nubica is the source of this 1701-nucleotide messenger RNA. RefSeq lists its product as hypothetical. NCBI's taxonomy places the organism in Eukaryota, Fungi, Ascomycota, Eurotiomycetes, Chaetothyriales, Herpotrichiellaceae. The record is from RefSeq and is a predicted model, not a curated record. Gene Ontology annotation, biological process: positive regulation of transcription by RNA polymerase II. The coding region runs from base 1 to 1701 and encodes 566 amino acids. Gene Ontology annotation, cellular component: nucleus. Gene Ontology annotation, molecular function: zinc ion binding; DNA-binding transcription factor activity, RNA polymerase II-specific; transcription cis-regulatory region binding. The transcript is spliced from 2 exons.
AUGUCCACGUGGAGAGCCGUACGAACCAAAACAGGCUGUGUGACAUGUCGGAAGCGUCACAAGAAAUGUGACGAGCAGAGACCGUCCUGCAACAACUGUUCGAGGGCAGCCUUGAUCUGUGGCGGCUAUCAUCAGAUAAGCGUAUGGCAGCCCGGCUACCUGCGCUCCCACAAGAAGCAGCGGCCCGUCGCCACACUGCCCGUGACUGCCGAACCCCAAACAACGCACCAUGUCGACUUGGCCUCUCGAAGCCCAUCUAGCUACAGUCUGAGCGACGACGAGUCCCACGCAAGGACGCUUGAAUGGUGCGCAUCGCAAUCCAGCGUGCCGAGCGAUUCUGCCAACCGUCCUACUCCCCGGGGGCGAUGUAGAACGGGCACUGUAAGCUGGGAGAAAUCUCUCGACGAUCAAGCUCACCGAGUAGAGUCGACCGAUCUACAGUUCCCACAACCAAGAGCUGCGUCUGCUCUAUACAAGGCAAUACCCUGUUUGGCCGAUGGUGUCAAAGACGAGCUGGAACAAGCGCUACUCUUGCACUAUCUUCGAUCGGUGCCCGAGUCGUUCUCCUCGGCCUUGUCCGCGGUCCCUUUUCGAUCUUUGCUGGCGCCAUUUGCUCUGCGCGACAGAGGCCUGUUGUGCACCCUCUUGAGUAUUUCGGCGCAACAUUUACUCAAGCUUCACACCAUAUCGUCUCAGGCGCCUGCCGUCGCCGUCGAGAGCAAGUAUUGGGCACUCAAAGGGGAAUCUCUCCAGUGCCACUCGGAGAGGGUCAAGAAGGUUUGCGCAGACAUCUCAGCAGCAUCUCCAUCAGCCUCAACCCUAUUGCCAACAUUUGUGAGCACGCUGCUUUUGGUGCAGCUGGACAGUCUCGGACAAGGCAAAAGACAGCAUUGGCGUUUACACCUCCUCGCGGCUGCCGAGAUCGGACGUCGACUGUGCCAGUGUGAAGACGAACCGGCCCAAAGACAGGAUGCAGUACUCGCCGACUUGGAAAUGCACCGCUUUGCUCUGGAACUCUAUCGCUACUACGACGUCCUGGCUUCCAUCACCCUCAAUGAGAACGUCUGUCCGCUUACCUCGGGCACGUUCAGUCCCUCGAGACAGAACCUACGUCAGGGUCUCCUCUCGCAAGCAAAUGCCGAUCUCAUCGUUCUCUUGAGCCGGAUUAUUGCACUCCAUCAACGUACAAAACACUUGUUUGUAACAAACGGCAACGAGGAGUCGCUCGCCUGUCUCAGUCCCAUCGACUUUGCAGAAAGCCUGGAGUUGUCCGGCAUUAUCCAGAGUUGGGAGGCCUGUAAUCCUUCGCGCGUAGAACGCCUGCUUGUGGACGCCUAUCGCCAAGCUUGUUUCAUUUGUCUCUACCUCACGGUGAACCCUUCCAAAGGUGAAGAUGUCAAAGUCCAAAAGACACGAGAUGAUGGUCUCGAGUGUCUGGAGGCCAUACUGCGUCACGACGAGGAUCUGGAAUGUUCACUGUUUGCUCCUUUCAUGCUUGGUAUUGUAUCGCCACUCCCGUCACAGCAAGAAUUCGUGCGAAGGUUUCUCAAAUCUAAACUCUUUCAUGGGGCCGACAAUGCCCAGGAAACCUUGCGCUUUCUCCAAACUUGGUGGCGCGAAGAAAUGUAUCGCAAACAAAAUUUCAUGUGGGCCUGGGAAGCGAAACUGAAUUCGGAGCAAUGGUGCUUGGUGCUGUUUUGA